AUGGAGGAGGCGGAGGCAGAGGAAGACGAAGAGUCGGAGAUGGUUUGCGUGCAGUCCAGCAUAGAGUUGCCUACGCCCGAGCUGGACUUCGAUGCGCAGGUCAUCGAGUACAGCCUGAGCCGCACCAAGAUGCAGCAGGGCGCACUGUGGAUGGAGGGCAGGUCGCAGCCCUUCUCUCUGGCGACUGGUGGACUGGAAGGCGCCGCUGGGGAGCUCUUUGUGGAGGUCAAGAUCGUUGACAUUCCUACGGAGGAGGAUCUUGAGGAGAUGAAGGCGGCGUCGGAGACGGCCUCCCGCUCCUCGCUGCCCAGCACAGGCACCACGCGCUCCGCCAAGGUGGCGCUGCCGCCGCCGCGGCGGGGGGCGCCGCCCCGGCCGGGGGUGCCCACGAGCUACUCGCUGGGCCUGGUGAUGGCGCUGUGCGCGCUGGCCUGCUGGGGCUCUUGGAGUGUGACGCUGGUGCUGGCCACGGUGAAGGCGCAGCCGCCGAUGCCCUUUCUGCUCUACUACGUGGACUUCACGCUGUCCUUCCUGGCCACGGGGUUUACGGUGGGGCUGCUCGGUGGGUCCCUCGGCUCCGGCGGGGAGUACUACGGCUUCCACACCGGCUUCAUCGACGAGAUCUCAGGCGCCAACCACAGCGCGGACUGCUAUUUGUGGAGCAUGCUCGGAGGAAUUGUUUGGAACAUGGCCAACAUCCUUCUUUGCAAAGGCAUCGACAUGAUGGGCAACGCCAUCGGCUUCCCGCUGUGCGUGGGCCUGGGCAUGGUCACCGGGGCGGUGGUGGCCUAUGUCCAGGACCCCAAGAGCAGCCUCGCCCUGCUGGUGCCAGGCGUGGUGGUGGCCCUUGCAGGGAUCUCCACCGUGGGCUUGCUCUCCUACCGCAAAGACCAGGCCUUCCGCCGGUCUGGGAGCUCGGACUCCUCGGAGAAUGAGAGCGAGGUGGAGGCGUCGGACGGUUACUUGUUGGUGGCUGACGACAUGGACGCCAUCGCCAAAGUGGAGGCAAGCAUCGGCGCCGUGGUGCAGUUCUUCGGUCCGGAUGGGCGUGACAGAAUCAGGCAGUCCAUUGAUGCAGAUCGGCAGCAAUCACAGGCGCUGGCACAACUGGAAGACAACUUGCGCGCUCAGAACGAUUGGGAGUCUGCUGAUUCCAUUGUCAAGCUGAAGCUGGAUGCAUCAGAGAAUUCUCUGCGGCAAGUGGCACCAAUGCGCCGACACAUUCGCGAUAUUUGCGACUUGCUGAUGGAGCUUCAGGAUCUCGACGUUCAGUCAGAUGCGGCUUCCCUUCAGUCCAUAUUCUUGGAGAUGAAGGAUGCCGCCGCCGGAGCUGCCGAUAAAGCAGAAAGAGGCCAGCAGCAUUUGAUCGCCGUGUCACAGCAAAUCCGGGAUAUCCAGCUGACAUAUAUUACGCGCAGGGACAGAUGUAUGAGCGACCAAAAGGCCUGUGAAGAUGAAGCAGAGAACAAGAAGAUCGAGGCCCAGUCUCUCAAGUGCCGGGCAGUUGGUCAAGGAGCUGGUUCCUUCGCGUGCGGCGCAGCAGGAACUGGUGCGACUGGCGUUGGCGCCACAGUUGCUUACUUGGGAGCGCAAACUGUCGCGAGCCUUCCAUACUUGGGACCCCUUCUCACAACCACAGGCCCAACCGGGUUGUUCACAGCCGCGGUAGUCAGUUUCAACCCCGUGGGCGUCGGGGUUUUGGUUGGGUGCUCGGUGAUAUUCGGGGCCUUCGCCGUCAAGAAUGCGAUCGGCAUGGUGUCCUCUAUCGCGGACAGCAGGGUGGCGAAGAACGCAGCGCAUCAGAAGGAGGAGCAGGCGCUGGAGUGCAGGGCGGUGGCGGACCAGUCGGACAAGGUAGGGCAACUGGCCAAGGAGACUAAGCGCGUGGCGGAGUUCCACAAGCUUAUGUGGAGCGGCAUUGCGCUGGCAGCCUCUGAGGCCUCUACCACUUUCAAGUCGUUGCAGCAGACUGAUCCCAAUGGAGCUCGUCGAAGGAGGUUUGAGCAGAAGAUGAAGGAGUACGCGGAGCAGCUGGUGAAUUUCCUGAAGGCCGUGGAUGAGUAUCUCUUCUUCCUCAGCAAGACGGAUGCUUUCCCGCCGAACUUUGAUCUUCGGGUGCUCCUCGGCUCGGACCGCUACGCCCAGAUCGAGCGGGAUCUGGCCGCCGCCAUGCCGGCGCACGUGGCGCCAUCGCCAGAGAUGCCACCGCAAGCGGCGCUGCCGGCCUCAGAUGCGCAAGUGGCGCUGCCGGCCUCAGAUGCGCAAGCGCAGCCGGCUUGA
This is a messenger RNA of Effrenium voratum, 2280 nucleotides long. Lineage: Eukaryota; Dinophyceae; Suessiales; Symbiodiniaceae. The record is from the annotation of a GenBank genome assembly.